This is a messenger RNA of Actinia tenebrosa (Australian red waratah sea anemone), 2384 nucleotides long. RefSeq lists its product as uncharacterized. The record is from RefSeq and is a predicted model, not a curated record. NCBI's taxonomy places the organism in Eukaryota, Metazoa, Cnidaria, Anthozoa, Actiniaria, Actiniidae.
UGAACAUCUGAAAUUUCUUGACGUGACCAACUUCCUUGCCCCAGGAUUCAGUUACGACAAAUUUCUAAAGGCCUAUGACUGCCCCAAACCAAAGGAUUCUUCCCUUAUGAAUGGAUGGAUUCUCUACAAAAGUUGAACUGUCCUUCUCUCCCCACUCAUCAAGCGUUCUACUCGUCACUGAAAAACAAGAACAUCUCCGAAGAAGAAUACCUUUACUGCCAGCAGGUAUGGCAUGAUCAUGCUAUGCAAACGUUUAAAGAUUUCUUAGUCUGGUACAACAAUUUAGAUGUUCAGCCGUUUUGUGAGGCCUUGGAGAAGAUGUGCCAUUUUUGGAAAGACAAGAAUAUUGAUAUGCUCAAACAAGGAAUCUCUAUACCUGGCGUGACUCUGACUUAUCUAUUCAUGACAUUAGAACCUGGUAUUUACUUUUCAUUGUUUGAUGAUUACAAUAAGGAUUUAUACAAGCUGUUCAAAACAAACAUGGUUGGAGGACCAAGCAUAAUAUUCCACAGAUAUCAUGAAAAAGGAAAGACAACGAUCAGAGCAAACGAAAUGCUGAAUAUGGGAAGGGAGCCCAAGAUGUGUCAAAAGGUUGUUGGAUACGAUGCUAACGCGCUUUACCUGUGGGCCAUCAUGCAAGAUAUGCCUACUGGUAAUUUCACUCGUCGACUUGAAGAAAACCAAUUCAGGAAAGAAAAUUCCAUCAGGAUGGCAACACAUUGGCUAGAGUGGGAAGCUCAAAAGAGAAAUAUCGUCAUCAGACACAGCAUGAAUAGCACAGAAAAAAGAAUAGGGCACAGGCAACUACCAGUGGAUGGAUUCCAUGGUCCCUCCAAGACAGUAUUCCAAUUUCAAGGAUGCURGUGGCAUGGUCAUACUUGUCAUCUGACCGAAGGAAAAGAGUAUAACGAAAGAAGAAUUAAGAAUAUGUCUGAUCUGUUCUUAGAGACUCAGCAAAAUUCCCAGUACAUACGAGACCAGGGGUAUUCCUUAGUAGAGAUGUGGGAGUGUGAGUGGCGAGAAUUGAAGCGGAACAAUCCAGACAUCAAACAGUUCCUCAGAGAGCGUUUUGAAAGACCCUUGGAUCGGUAUUGGACCCUCACUCAGCAGCAAAUUCUGAAUGCAGUCAAGAAUGGGAGUCUGUUUGGUUGCCUUGAAUGCGAUAUACGGGUCCCCGACCACCUAAAAUCAAAAUUUAGUGAAAUGUGCCCCAUUUUCAAGAAUACAAGAAUCAGCCGUGACGAUAUUGGAGAGUACAUGAAGCAGUUUGCAGAGCAACACAAAGUGAUGCCCACCCCACGCCAAAGUCUAAUUGGUAGUUACUAUGGAGAGAAGAUUCUGCUAGCCACGCCCCUCGUUAAAUGGUACUUGGAACAUGGACUUGAAGUAACCAGGAUCUACCAAGUAAUUGAAUACAGUCCAAUAUCCUGUUUCAGACCGUUUGGUGAAUCCGUAUCCAAUGCACGGCGUGAUGGAGAUGCUGACCCUGACAAGGCUAUUAUUGCUGAUACAAUGAAACUGGUUGGAAACUCUAGCUAUGGAAAGACCAUCACCGAUCAAGAGCGACAUCGCAACAUCAAGUUCUGUGAACAAACUCAAGCCUCUCGACUGAUAAAUUCUCCCUUCUUUAGACAGAUAGACAGCAUAGAUAAAAAUACUUAUGAAGUGCAGUCAUGUAAGAAAAACAUCAAGUUGAAUCUACCUCUUCAGAUUGGCUUCUUCGUUUAUCAAUAUGCUAAAUUGCGUAUGCUCCAGUUCUACUUUGAUUUCAUUGACAAAUAUAUAGAUAGGAGUAAUUUCCAAUAUUGUGAAAUGGAUACAGACUCUGCGUAUAUUGCUUUAUCAGGCAACAGUAUAGAAGAAUUGGUGAGGCCAGAAUUGAAGGAGCAAUAUGCAUUGGAAAAGUCUCAGUGGUUUCCGAGAACCGAUAGUGCUGAGAACGCAGCCUAUGAUAAGCGAACUCCAGGCCUUUUCAAAGAGGAAUGGUCAGGGGAUGGGAUCAUAGGUCUUUGUUCUAAGACCUACUACUGCUUUGGGGUUAGCGAUAAAUACAGUUGUAAAGGUGUUUCUAAGAAAUGUAAUGAAAUCAAUAAGGAUAAGUACCUAAGUGUCUUGCUUACUAAGCAAAGUAGUAGUGGUCUGAACAAAGGUUUUAGAGUCGUGAACAAUAGCAUUUACACAUAUAAUCAAACAAGAAAUGGAUUCUCGUAUUUUUAUCCUAAGCGAAAAGUGUUAGAAGACGGCAUCACAACUAUCCCCUUAGAUAUUUAACCAUUAUCUAAUAGCUGUUCUAAUAGCUGUGAAAAAUUAUGUAAUCUCAUAUCAUAAGAUUGUUUAAUUUGUUAUCACCACUUUGUUUACUUUAGAUAAUAAAACCCAUUGAA